GUAACAGAGGGAAGAUGGCGGUGAGCGGCUGAUCUGUUGAAAGUGAGGUGAGCGGCAGCUGGAUGGCAGAGUCAGUGUAACCGGGGGCUUCUGACAUUCUGACGUCAUCCAACUAACAUCAGUGCGCAGCCGGAGCCCGGCAGGGUCUGCAGGGAUGUCCCUUUUCAAAGCUCGUGACUGGUGGUCCGCCACUCUGGGAGAAAAUGAAGAAUUUGACCAAGGAUGUUUGUCUGUAGCCGAUGUUGACAACAGUGGUUCGGGACAAGAUAAAAUCAUUGUUGGUAGCUACAGUGGAUUCCUCCGCAUAUUCUCUCCUCAUCCUUCGAAAGCUGGGGAUGGCGUUCAGGCUGAAGACUUGUUGCUUGAGGUUCAGCUACGUGAUCCGGUUCUCCAAGUAGAAGUGGGAAAGUUUGUUUCGGGUACAGAACUUCUUCAUCUUGCUGUGUUACAUCCAAAAAAGCUCAGCGUUUAUUCAGUCUCAGGUACCUUGGGAAAUGUGGAGCAUGGGAACCAAUAUCAGAUUAAAUUGAUGUAUGAACAUAAUCUUCAACGAACAGCCUGCAACAUGACUCAUGGCCCAUUUGGAGGAGUUAAAGGUCGAGAUUUGAUUUGUAUUCAGUCAAUGGAUGGGAUGCUUAUGUUCUUUGAGCAGGAGAGCUAUGCAUUUGGACGUUACCUGCCAGGGUUCCUUUUACCAGGUCCCCUAAGAUACAGUCCUAAAACAGAUUCCUUUGUUACUGUGUCUUCUUGUCGACAGGUCGAAAGCUACAAAUACCAGGUACUGGCUGUUGCAACAGAGGCAGAUACUAAAAAGGAGAAAGAGCAGCAAAAAAUGAGUUCAGGCAAGAAACUUCUGGCCGACUGGAUCCUGAACAUAGGUGAGCAGGCUUUGGAUAUCAGCAUCGUUUCUUUUAAUCACACGGUUUUCUCAAUAUUUGUACUUGGCGAGAGAAACUUCUUCUGCCUCAAAGAGAACGGACAGAUCCGCUUCAUGAAAAAGCUUGAGUACAGUCCAAGCUGCUUCCUUCCAUAUUGUUCAGUGAGUGAAGGAACAAUAAACUCUUUGGUCGGAAACCAUAAUAACAUGCUACUUGUGUACCAGGAUGUGACACUGAGGUGGGCAGCUCAGCUUCCGCACAUUCCUGUUGCAGUAAAAGUUGCCAAUUUCCAGGAUAUGAAAGGAAUCAUAGUCACACUAAGUGACAGUGGUCAUUUACAGUGCUCCUACUUUGGGACAGAUCCAUCUCUCUUUCAAGCUCCUAAAGUGGAAUCCAGGGACAUAAAUUAUGAAGAGCUGGAUAAAGAAAUGAAAGAACUCCAGAGAAUUAUCAAAGAGGCUACAAAAACACAAGAUAUUUUGCCAAAAAUAGAAAAGGAAGAUGAUUUGAUUUUAAUGGCCAAUGUUUCUCCCUCUCUUGAUCCCGUGUCACAAGCUGUAGACAGUGCUGUGGAGUCUGAAGCUGUCCCUUCGGUAACAGUUAAGUUCUGUAUACGGACCAGACUGCAUGUACAGAAGACUGUGCUCUCUAUAAAUGUCCCACCCUUUCUAGCUCUUACUCAGGAUCAAUUCAUUUUUUAUUCUGUUGAACCAGGAAUGUCGAAAUCUGUAAGUGUUUCUUUGUUCCUGAAAGGAAACUGUCCCCCAGAAGACUUGGAGGGAAAUGCAAUUGUUUCAUACAGCACACCCACAGGUGUUCCACGGGUUGCUCAGUGUAAAUUUCGUCUUCCAUUACGGCUAGUUUGCUUACCUACACAGCCAUCUAAAGCAGCAAACCACAAAUUAACAAUUGACACUAACAAACCUCCUGUAAAUCUGGUUAACCUUUUUCCAGAUUUUAUAGAACGUGGCGAUGAUGACCAAGUCAAUGUCUUGGGAUUCCAAUUGCUUGCCGGACAAAAAGUUACACUCCUUGCCUCUAAGACUUCACAGAGAUACAGAAUCCAGAGUGAAAAGUUUGAGGACCUUUGGCUUAUUACAAAAGAGCUCAUCAUGCGAUUUGAAGAUUAUUUCCGAAAGCAAGGCAUUAAAGACUUUACAUGUUCUUUUUCUGGACCAGUUCCACUGCAAGAUUACUUUGAGCUAAUUGACCAACACUUUGAGUUGCGAAUGAAUACAGAAAAAUAUGAAAAUCUGUUAUCUGAACGUGCUUUACAGUUCCGUGCAAUUCAAAAACUGCUGCUGACAAGGUUCAAAGAUAAGACACCUGCUCCACUUCAAAAUCUGGACACUUUACUGGAUGGUACCUACAGACAGGUUAUAGGUAUAGCGGAUGCUGCUGAAGAACUGCAGAACAAUCUCUUUCGAGCAUUCAUAAAGCUGAAGGCUGCAACCCAUCUGAUAAUCGUACUGAUUGGACUGUGGCAGAAACUUAGCAAAGAUCAAGUCAGCAUUUUGGAAUCCACCUUUUUACCUUUGCAACAGGAUGGUCAAGAAUUGGGUUGGGAAGAAUCAGUGGAUGCGGCAUUAUCUCAUCUCUUAAGGACGUGUUUAUCUAAGAGUUCUAAAGAGCAGGCAUUGAACCUCACCAGCCAGCUGAGCAUUCCAAAAGAUACAUCCAAGCUGAAGAAACACAUUACCUUAUUGUGUGAUAGACUGGCCAAAGGUGGCAGAUUGUCUUUAAGUGCUGAUUCUGGAUCUCAACAGUCUGUUCUCAUUCAAGGAUUCAGUAUGACAUCACAGGUAUCUCUGGACAAUGAAUAGUUGUCGUCUAUUUGCAGUUUCUUAGUACUGUUAUUCAUUUUUAAAGUAAUCCCACUCUGAACUGCAGUCAUGUGUCCUCACAUUAAGUACUGGCAUCAGAAGGAGGAAUCGUGGACCCUCAGAUUAUGGAUACAGAAGCUGGAAACUAACCUCAGAAGUAAUGCUCAUACUGUGGACUGCUUCAG
Messenger RNA from Bufo bufo (common toad), 2886 nucleotides. It is a transcript of the gene BBS9, whose product is annotated as Bardet-Biedl syndrome 9. Gene Ontology annotation, cellular component: BBSome; membrane. The record is from RefSeq and is a predicted model, not a curated record. Bases 155 to 2701 code for a protein of 848 amino acids. Gene Ontology annotation, biological process: cilium assembly. Lineage: Eukaryota; Metazoa; Chordata; Amphibia; Anura; Bufonidae. The transcript is spliced from 21 exons.